Molecule: messenger RNA, 648 nt
Organism: Didymodactylos carnosus
Lineage: Eukaryota; Metazoa; Rotifera; Eurotatoria; Philodinida; Philodinidae
Source: the annotation of a GenBank genome assembly
AUGACAGGUGAACAGAGCGAAAUCGAACAGUACAUCACUUGUCUCAAAUCACUUACCCAAUAUCGGUUGAAAGUGAUCAUUGCCGGUAACCAUGAUCUGACUCUGGAACCGGCUUUCUACGAGAAAAAUUGGGAACGAUGGCAUCGUGGUCGAAAACAAGAUUGUGAACAUAUCGGACGUCUGAUACGUGAUCCAUCGUUAGCAAUUGAUCAUGGUAUCAUCUAUUUGGAAAACCAACAAUUCGUUGACAACGUCACCGGUCUGAAAUUUUACGGCAGUCCUUAUCAACCUGAAUUUAACAAUUGGGCCUUCAACUUGCCAAUGAAUAGUGCUGAAAUCAAGCAAGUCUGGUCUCGGAUUCCGGCCGAUGUCGACGUUCUUGUCACUCACGGUCCGCCUGCUCACAUUCUCGAUACAAAUUCUGCGGGUGAACAUACUGGCUGUCCUCAGUUGCUUGCGCAUAUUAUUAGUGCCAAGCCCCGCUUGCAUAUCUUCGGUCAUAUUCACGAAGCAUACGGACAGUUAGAGCAUGGUCCGACCAUAUUUGUCAAUGCAUCAAUCUGUAAUCUGAGCUAUCAGCCUGUGCAAGCACCGAUUGUUGUCGAUUUAGAAUUGAAGGCGACAAAAGGCACUACAUGGGUGAUAUAA